Messenger RNA from Panthera uncia (snow leopard), 10313 nucleotides. RefSeq names its product transmembrane protein 33 (gene TMEM33). Gene Ontology annotation, cellular component: membrane; endoplasmic reticulum. The record is from RefSeq and is a predicted model, not a curated record. NCBI's taxonomy places the organism in Eukaryota, Metazoa, Chordata, Mammalia, Carnivora, Felidae. Bases 29 to 772 code for a protein of 247 amino acids. Gene Ontology annotation, biological process: membrane organization; endoplasmic reticulum tubular network organization. The transcript has 7 exons.
CGUCCGAGGCGCGUGUGCGAAUCUCCCCAUGGCAGAAACGGCCCCGAACGGCCCCCAAGGGGCGGGCGCAGUGCAAUUCAUGAUGACCAAUAAACUGGACACGGCCAUGUGGCUUUCUCGAUUGUUCACAGUUUACUGCUCUGCCUUGUUUGUUCUGCCACUUCUUGGGUUGCACGAAGCUGCAAGCUUUUACCAGCGUGCUUUACUGGCAAAUGCUCUUACUAGUGCCCUGAGACUGCACCAGAGAUUACCGCAUUUCCAGUUAAGCAGAGCAUUCCUGGCCCAGGCUUUAUUGGAAGACAGCUGCCACUACCUGCUGUACUCACUCAUCUUUGUCAAUUCCUACCCGGUUACAAUGAGUAUUUUUCCUGUGUUGCUAUUCUCCUUGCUUCAUGCUGCCACAUAUACGAAAAAGGUCCUUGAUGCGAAGGGUUCAAAUAGUUUACCUUUGCUGAGAUCUAUCUUGGAUAAACUAAGCGCUAAUCAACAGAAUAUUCUGAAAUUCAUUGCUUGUAAUGAAAUAUUCUUGAUGCCUGCUACAGUUUUUAUGCUUUUUAGUGGUCAAGGGAGUUUGCUCCAGCCUUUUAUCUACUAUAGAUUUCUUACUCUUCGGUAUUCCUCUCGAAGAAAUCCAUAUUGUCGGACCUUGUUCAAUGAACUGAGGAUUGUUGUUGAACAUGUGAUAAUGAAACCUGCUUGCCCACUGUUUGUGAGAAGACUUUGUCUCCAGAGUAUUGCUUUUAUAAGCAGACUGGCACCAACAGUUGCGUAGUCUAACAUCCAGCUAAGUUAUAUAUAAUAUAAAUAAGCAUUAUUAGCAGUUGGUACUUCUGCUAGGGGUUGUUAAUUCCAGGUGUAAAACUGACCUCAGUCCAAUUUACAUAAUUUACAUAAAUGCAUAUCAAUGGAAAAGUAAUCAUUUUUCUGGCAUGUUAAAUCAAGCCUUUGAAAAAAAUUCCCUGAGAAAAUUUUACUCUUCUGUGUUAAUGAUUAAGGAAGUUUCUAUCGUGUGAUAAAUGUAUCAAAAAUUUUUUUAAAUGCUGCUGUGCCUUUAUCAUGAAGUACAUUUAUUUCUCUUGUAAAAGUAGCUUUAAAAUUUCUUUCAACCUAAUGGGUACCCUGAAUUUAUAUCUGGCAUGAUUUCAUCAUGGUAAUAUUAACAUACAUGAAUUCAUUAUAUUUUGAGACAGUAUUCUUUUGCCAUUCAGUAAUUUUGGUUGAUGAUUUUAAAAGAAGCAUUUACCACUGUAUUUAAUUUCAAAUUGUUACUAAUUGAUUUUGUGCUGCUUUGUUAGGGUUUAUUUUGGAUGUACCAUUAUGAGAGACAUUCUGCAUGCAUCUUAUGCUCUGACCUUCCAGAAUUUUAUUUCCAUAAUUACUUAAUGUGGCUUUGAAUAUUUUUUAGAAAGGCUGAACUGUUAAGCUUAUUAGCCAACUGGGUAAAUAUCUGGGGUCACAACUGUUUUACAUUGGAAAGCAGUAGUUCCACAGCUUUCCUUGCAGAGAUCCGUAAAGUCACCUUUCUCAAAUAGGAAACACUUUUACAAAUGUGGACAUGUAGAAUAUUAGCAUCGAUAUAGUUUCUAGAAUUACCUAGAUGAGACUCUUGACUGCCAGUUCUCUCGGUUUCUUAGGCUUGAAUUUAACAGGCAGUGGCAGCAGUUCAGAUGUGUUUUGAAAGGAAUGUAACUGGAGAUUGAACAUAUGCCUGUGCCUGGUGUCUGUUCUGAAAUAAUAAUGAAGAUUAUCCUGUAGACUACAUACUUACCCAUGAAAUCUGAUUUAAAAGGUUAGAUGGAGAGGUUUAUAGGUAAGAUAAUUGGUUGGGGAUGGGGCUGGAGAGGACUUGGGGGGCGGGGGAGGGAAUAGUGUGUAUUUUAAUUUCAUAACGCAUAGGUAAAAUUGGGAGUAUAAUAUGUUAAAUCCUGUUUGUUGAGCUGCCGUCAACUUCUUUAUAAAAUUCAUUCUGAUCUUUAUUACUGUUGCAUGAUUGGGAAUGUUUAAAACACUGCAAAAAUUUUAGUACACAGUAAUGUAAUGGUUUUUGUAACCAGUUUUCUUCUGUCUGCACGUAAUUGGAUUUCUCAGAUAAAUUCAUUAGUAACUUGUCAGUAACAGUUUUCAGUUUAUUCAGCUUUCCUAUCUCUGGAAAUGUGAGAUCUACUUGAUAGCUCAACUGUAGCCAACUUUUUUUGUAUUUUUGUAAUAUUUAUCUACUAAGUUAGAAAAGCAGCCUCAUGAAAUACAGUUGAUUGAGUGGAUGGGUGGGUGGGUGUGUGGCUAGCCUCAUUAUCAUUAUAUAUAUAUAAUCUGAUGGUUUUAAGAACUAAUUUUCUAGAGCAAUAAAGUGGCUAUAAAAUGUUAAGUAAACAGUAUAUUAUGAUUUCUAAUGAUGUCUUUAAAAAUUAAGUCUUGAAUUAUAUCAAGAAAUUUUGGCAGCUGAAGGUAUAUUUAUUUUUAAGUUACUAGUUUUUUGUCUACAAUUUUUUUUUAAUCUGGAGAUAAUUUUAGAUUUAUAGAAGAGUUAAAAAAAUAGUACAGAGAGUUCUUGUCUACCUUUCACUCAGCUUCCCCUUAUCCUAAAUCUUACAACAUUUAUCAGAACUAAGAAAUUAGCCUUCGAGCAAUACCAUUAAAGUAUAGAACUCAUCAGAUUUCACUAUUUUUUCCAUUUAUUAAUUUUCUUUUAAUGAGCUGUUUUUACUCUGAUUGUCUUUUACUUUUAAUGACCAAUAAGUAUGCCUUUGAGUUUUUGCUCUUCAGUUUGGAAAUUACUGUUGGUGAAAAAGAUUUCUCUAAAGGAAAUGAUUUCAUGUUGGUCUUAACAAAAAGAAUUUUAACAGUAAAACUUAUAAUUUAGAAUAUUCUGUGCUUUAAAAGGUGAGCCUUUUAAUCACAUAACAGGAUUCUAUUUCUGAUAUGCUCAUAUUGGACUGUUCUUUAAAGGAAGGCUUGAUUUUUAAAUAAAAAACUCAUGAAAAAGUAAAUUUUACAAUUUGAGCAUUACUAGAUGUUUAGUUUGCAUGAGCUUGUAGCUAGGAAUUCUGCAAUAUGAAUAUGUAGAACCAACUGAUUUGGCAUCUGAAAUUACAGCAUAAUAUGUACACCUAUCAAAUUAAAAUUAAGGAAAUAAAGUAGCAGUAUAUGGAAUGAAGGAAGUAGGAGAAACUGUAGCAUAGGUGAACCUAUUUUUACUUCCAGGUUUGAAAAAGUUGCAUUAACAUCCAGAAUACCUAAUUCUUUAGGAAGUGGUGUGGUGCUGUUGUCCUUCUAGCACUUUCUGAAUUGAACCCUCUUGGACAGGUGGAAGCCUAACACAAAACCUACUUUUGUUAGAACAAGAAUUCUGUGUUCCUUUUGUAUAUUUAAUUCCUCAUGAAUUUAAACUCUGUUUCGUAAUCAGUCCAAAGAGAAAUUUCUUAAAUCAUAGUUUGUAUUUAAAUUUUCUUGCAAUACAAUUCACCAAAGUAGAUGCUCCUGGAAGGAAGGAAGUAAUUAAAUUUAGAUAUUUAGAAACUUCCCUUACAGGGAAAAUCAAGGCAUGCUGAUGCUAUACCAGAAGUUAGGAAAGACAUAGGAGGUCUAUUUUAUACUCUGAAUUGUAAAGCUAUCUGAAUACUCUUUCUAAAAAUCACGAUGAAAAAUUCUGAGUAGGCUUGUAUGUUUAGUAUAUGAAUAUUAAUCAUUUUGGAAAGGAAAAUGAGUGUAUAUGUGGUUAAGAUAAGUGGAACCGGGAGACUUAGUUUUUUUUUUAAGUUUGAGAUCAGAGUGAAUGAAAUUAGUUUUGAGGGAUUGUGGUUAAAGACUCCUAUUUAAUCCUGAGGAAUUUAUUUUGAUUAAUAUAGUGAUUCUGAAACACUUCUCCCACUCAUGCCCACCCAAAUCCCCCUAGGAUCUGCUAGCCUCAAAGCUACCCAAAUUUAGACUAAUUUUGAUUCUUAAUUCUGUAAUGAAAACCUCAAAGGAGAAAGUAACCACCGACAGUUAUGUAUAUAUAUGAUCAGUAGGUGGCACUCUUUCUUCAAGUAGCCCCGCCCCCACAGUUGUUUCACAGCCCCUGGUGGAAGGUUAAAUGCCACCCAAAGUGGCCUGUAAAACUAAGGACCCGAAUUCCAUGGCCCUUUUUAAUACGUAAUUACUCAGAACUCAACAAAUAUUUUCCAAAUAUGAGUACAUUUAAAAAAUAAUUGAGAUGUUGAAAAGCUGGAAGUAGUACCCUGUUAAUGUUUGCUUUCUGGCUAAAUGAUAAUAUAGGCCACAAUUGGGAGUGGCCUUAUUCAGGUCUUGGGCUCUGUUUUGUUUUUUUCUUUACAAAGAGUGCCUAAAUCAACCUAAAUACACCAGUUAUAAAAUUGUUCUUUUUGUUCGUUCACCUUCAUUGUCAGGUGUGUAGAAGAAUGGUACUUAAAAUUUUUCCGUGGUCAUUUCGUAGGCAUACAAGGUAUAUCCAGUUCAGCUUCUUAAAAUUUAGAGUUUUCACAGUAAUAUAAAAGCAUAUUGAGAAUUUGGGUUAUCGUAUCAACAGUGGUACCUAGAUUUGUAAAUUGAGUUGCAGAGACAACUGGUUUCUCUGUAAACCUUAUUGGAAUUUCUCUAGGAUUAGGAGAAGUCUGCACAGGCUAAAUGACAGUGUAGUUCAGUAGAUAGUAUACCAAAGGCAUGUGUUUAUAAAUCCAGGAGGUCCUUUCCAGGGUUUGUUUUAAUGAGCAGUCCUCUUCUAAUAUUCAGAGAGGAAAGUUGUUAUUGGGUCUGGUAUUAAGGAUAAGAAAGGAACUGCUAAAAGUUUGGAAGGAUUCUUGGUAGUAAUUAUUCUAGGACAUGUGUAUCUUCUAAGGUGGUAUUCAGGUGGAUUCUUAGAAGGAACCCCGUUUUUCCUGUGUGAGGGAUCAGCUCUGGAGUGCUCUUUCUCUGGUGCAGUGCAAAUAGGACAACUGACUGCAUUGAGUUUGAGCUGAUGUGACAGGAGAUAAAGUACAGUAUUUUUAAAAUCUGAAGGAGAUUGUUUCUUAGAAAAGUGAUAAGAAGAAAAUUGAAAGAUACUUCUGCUGGAAUCUAAAAAUUAACUCCUGUUAGAGGAGAAGAAAAGGCUCAAGAGUUGGUUCACAUUUUCCUUUAUAGACUUCUUAAAGCCAACUUUUUGAUAGGCUCAGUCCUUUUAAACUAACUCUUUGUUUUUCUUGGUUCAUGACAGUUGGAUUCCAAAUUUUCUUUUGUACCUUUAAAAUAGAACAAUUGCUUUUGACAGGAAUUUUUGCUUACAUAUAAGUUUGUAAGUUGAGACCAAAUGGGCAAAGUGUUGGGCAGGUAACAUUUGUAAUGUGUUUAUAUUGGAACAAAUGUAAAAGGGUCACAAAGAUUAGAAAGAGUCAUAAAGAACUGCUUGAUUUAUAAAUGCAGUAGUUCUGGUGCUUCAUAUAAUGGGAUAUAUUGAACUAAAACAUUUGUAUAUAUAGUAUGUCAGCAUUUCUUAGUUACUUCUCUUGAAUCCAUUUUUAAUAUCUGAUACUGUACAGGUUGGGGAGUUCUACUCUUCAGGCCAAUACUAUCCAGACUGUGUAAAUUUAUAAAAUAAAUUGAAAAAUUCAUCAUUCUCCUAUAUUCAAGACCAGCGCACAUAAAUGCUAAUGUAGGGCUCAGAGGGGAAAUAUAUUUCUCCUGAAUAUUUGAGAAAAUGUGAAGUCCUUUCAAGAAAAUCUAAUAAACAUAAUAAUCAUAGCCUGCUGACACUAAGGAAAAAGGACCUCAUUUGCUCUUUCUUUUAUGCAGCGAUUUACUGGUCCCUACUGAUUUCCAAAUUGGAUCACUGUAGUAAAUUAUCUAUGCUGGUACCUGUGAAAGUAAGCCCUGGGAUCCAUAUUUGUUUUGUGUUCUGCUUAAAUCAGCAAGAAUGAUAAAUUUGAUGGUGUGAAAUUGGAAGUGUCAAGGGCUUUCUUUGGUGAUUGAGCAAAACGAUGUCUCCACUUUAAUUUAUUGUGACCCUUUUUCACUCUAUGUGCUUUGUAUAUCUAAUAUUUAUUUCAAUACAAAUUAAAUUCUUGUUCCUUCAUCUGUAUUGUUAUAUAUCUAAGAUUUUAUUGAUGUAAAAAAUCAAAUUGUGUAAUAAAAAUCUCUCUGGAUUUAAGCAGAUUUGAAAAUGUUAUGUUGCAAAAAAACAUUUACAGUUAGAAUUCAGCUUUCCGUUGUGCUUCAUUGCCUUAUUGUUAGAGUAAGGUGAAUUUGAACAUUUCUUUUGUCCUCAGCUCAUCACAAAUAAUAGAAAUGCUGUAAUUUUGUGGUCUAAGGUAAAACUGGAAAAAAAAAAGAAAAAUUGUAGUGGAUCUCUCAACUGUUUGCUUGUUUCUGUACUUUUUUGUGUAGUGAAAUUUAUAGCCUAGUGGGUAAAUUAUUUAUAUAAUCCUAACAUUAUGUACAAUAUACAACAUAGCCAAAGUUCUAAAUCAACACAUGAUAACAUAGAAGAAUGUAUUUUCCUUCUAAAGGUGUGUAGAAUUGGCAGGUAUUUUUUGUGGCAAUUUAAACUACUUAUACUAAGCAAAACACUGUACAAGUCAGUAGUUUAUGGUAUUUUUUUGGUUGAAUUCUUCAAAUUUGGUUCUCUACAACCAUUACAACCAAGAGUUUCAAGAGUAAUAGGCCAUUUCAUUUAAAUACCAAACCAAAAACCCUCAAGACAAAGAAUUGAAACUUGCAGUGAACUGGAAUAAAAUAGAUGUAUUUUUUCAUCAUUAACUCAUAAAAGAUAACAGUUGUAUAUGCAGAUUUCUCUGAUCUGAAAAAAUAGUCCUUGAUGCUGUGAACUACCAGAUUCAUGUUUUACAGUUCACUUUAGUAAUAUCCAAAAGCAUAUAGUUCAUCUUCUGAAGUGUGUAGAAAUUAUCCUUUUUUAUUCCCUUAUCUAAAAAGCUAACUUUCCUUUUGGGGCUUAUAGUACUUUGGGCUUAUUUUGAAUUAAUAGUUCGUAUGUGAAUUUCAUAUUCCUCUUUCCCAAGGAAAGUCCUCAAUUUAAAAAAGCAGAAGAACAUUUCUUAAUCAAUAUUGGAACAGGGUGCCUGGCUGGCUCAUUUGGUAGAGAGUGUGACUCUUGAUCUUGGGGUUGCAUGUUUGAGCCCCACAUUGGGUACAGAGAUUAUUUUUUAAAAAAGUAAAGUUUUUAGAAAAAUUGGGGACAGCUUUUAGAAAAAUAUUUUAAUUUUAUAUGGGUAUAUUGCUGGGAAUAAAAUAUUUUUGGGGAGUAAUUAAACAUUUACUGUAAUAAUUAGAACCUACCGGAGGGUUUGUUUGUUUAUGCCCUUUAAUAUUGUAAAGUCAAAGGAUCUGUAAGCCUUAUUACUAUUUGGGUUUUUAGGUUCAUUGUGGUUGCUCUAAAAUGGUUUUGUGGCUAUACUUAGAUAUAGAUAUAUUUAUAUAGCACUAAAGUACUUUCAAUAACAUCAGUAUUUUUUAACCCUUUGACAUUAAAAUGCUCAAGUAACUUUGAAGCAGGUUAAUAAAAUCAUUUUUAUUCUGUCAUCUAUAUACUGGGAGUUACCAGAUUCUCAAAUUUUAAAACAUUAGAAUUUUAUUUUGAUUACACGCAAACUGCCCCCUAGUGGCAAAUUUUCUGAAAAACUGUAAUGGCUCUCAUUUUGCAUGUAAUAAAAAUCAUGGUGGGGGGAGGCAUAGCUUGACUCCUGAUUUUAUUUCCAGUUGGUUUUUACAUUAAACACUAUUUAAGGUUACGAAGAGAUUCUUACUCAUGAUUUUAACCUUUCAAUCCUAUAAAGAGUUUGUGGACCAGUAUCAUUGGUUAAUAAUUACUAUUUCAAGAUGUCUAAGUGAGCUAAUGAAUUUUUCACUGUAUUUAUGAGACAGUAGAGACACUACUGUUUGUCUCUGUUUUAAGACUGAGAAACUAAACUGGUAGUUUAUUCCUCACUGGUAAUUUGUGAAGGAAAUCAUUAGAAUACAACCUCAUUUGAGACCACGCUCUCUGAAUGUACAUUUUUAUAGUCUAAGUGUAUAGUCUAAGGAAACACAGCCCAUGGCUGUUCUUUGUGAUACCAUUAUAAUUGGGGUAUUCAUAUAAUUCUGUUUUUCAAAGUUUGUGGAAUAAACCAUUCAAUUCUUAGGAGAUACUUCCAUGCAUUUGCUAUUUGCCCCACCUCAGAAGGUCAUUGUAGACACUUGUCACAUGUCUUCAAAGUUUUGAGCAAGGAUAACAGGAGAUAUACUCCUAGUGAAUGAACAUUUUUUUGUUUAUCAGUAAUGAUGCUCUUACAAAUGGAUCUCCUCCCAUGCCAAGAAAAAAGAAAGCAUUACAUGACAUGACCAUCUACACCAGAUACUCGUUUUGGUUUUUUUCCUUGAAAUGUCAUCACUCCCAGACAUCAGUAGAACUUAGCACUGGUUAAGUAUUUUACUGUCAUUUUUUGUAUAAUCUUAUUGAUAAGAUUGUUUAGCCCAUCCCCUGUAUUGUCACAUUCUGUUAUCACUCACCAUUAUGUGGAAUUUACAAAAAGCCCUUUGAAAAUACAAAAGCAAGUUUGGGUUGUAAUUAACCACUUAGUAAAUCUGAUUAUAAAUUAUGGUGCAAAGUCACAUAGAAUGUUUUGAAGAUUUUUUUUCCUGAAUGUUGAACAAGGCUCUUAAAAAGAAACAAAUGUUCAGGAUCCCAGGUUUUCAUCGAAGUGUUUACUAUUACCCACAGAAAAUAAACUGAAAGGAUAAUGCGACGUGUGCCAACAUACAUAGGAGUUCUGACAAGAGUAGAUGAAGUCGAUGAAGGACUGCUGGGAGCAAUGGGAAGACUAAACUGAGCAGGAAGGCACAUGAACGCCUCUCAAGGCGUUCAAAUUAAAAAAAUUUAACACUCCCAGUCUCACACUGUGGGCCCAGUUCAGCCUGUGGUCUUCCUGGCCAGUACAUACUUUAAUAGUGAAAGACUCUGUCCCAAACCUUCUUUGACUUCCUGCCUUGGGAAAUAGGGCCAGAUUACAUUAAUGCCAAGAACUCAUUUCUUUUGCUGAGAUCCUUUCCCAUCUCUUUCCCUGUGCUCCAUCCUUGUUAUAGACCUUGUCCCUGACCCACAUCCCUUUUGGUAGAGAAAAUACUGAACUUUGAGCCAUGCAAGUCUUCAAUCUUAUUCAUACUCCCUUGCCAACAAUUUUCAAUUUUGACCAGAGAUAGGAAGGGAAAGGAGACUGGGCAUCUCUCAAGUAGGGGGAGAACCUCAGGCCCCUGUGGCCUAAGGCUUAGUUCCUUUCCCCAUUUGUCUGAGGUACAGAAAGACAAACCAGGAGAAGGAACUUCUCUCUGAGGCCUAGAGCUCAGCUUACGUGAAAAUCCCCCAGCACCUUUGGAAGGCAUAUGGAUAAACCAUCAUUCCACAGAUGCCUCUAUAUGUUCCUUUAUUCUGAACUUAGUCUUUAUUUCCCUUUUUCUCUAAGUACCUUGGGACAUCUCAUGAACCUUUCUUUGGGUAGUGUCCUUAGUACUUGCUCCAUUGUUCCAUUACAUUUACCCUGCAAAACCUCAACCUCCAAAAGUAACCCCUCCCCCACUUCUCUCUCAUAGCGUUCUCUAUUUUGCCUUUCCACGUAUACUGUUACAUCUUUUAAACUCUUAUUCCCUUCUCUCAAAUUUAAAAAAAAAAAGGGGGGGAUGGGAAACUAAUGGGAUGCAGGGGGCAGGAAAAGAUCGGGGAGAAGGGAUGGUUAGAGAGAAGGAGAUGGUGGAGAGGUGAGGAGCCUUAGAAAUGGGACUGCUGUCUAUCCAAGGUGGACUCUGUGAUAACGAUCUGAUAAGAGAUGCCAUGGGAAAAAUAAAUAAAUGCUGUGCCAUAUCCUCUUAGCUCUUUUCAAAACCUCUCCAGUUUUCUUUUUGGUUGAUGGAUUCAACCAACUUACCAGCACAGUGUUAAAGCAUGAUCAAGCAUGUGCAAAUAUAUACAUCAGGCAUAAGGUCAGAAAGUCCACAAAUGGUAGUUACAGUCUUGAGAUAUUCUCUUAGUUUCCCGGGGCCUCAAUUUCCCCAUUUGUAGAAUGUGGCCAAUAGAGAAUUAUUUUAAGGAUUGAAGCGAGCAUAUUUGUACACUGUAGCAGUUUGGGCAAAUAGCUACGUUGUAUAUGCUUCUCAUUUUACUUUAGGAGAUUCUGGGACUCUUGGAAUUUAAAAAACUUCCUUCCAGUUAGUGUUCAGUUAAAUCUUGCCUUAUCCUGUUUUUUUAAGUCAACACCUUUCUGGGCAAAAAAGAAAGUGGACUUGUUAAGAGAAUCCUCCACCCCAUUAAAAUACAAAGUCUUAUGUUGACAUUUAGAUUUUUUUUUUUUUUUUUU